Molecule: messenger RNA, 910 nt
Organism: Suillus subalutaceus
Lineage: Eukaryota; Fungi; Basidiomycota; Agaricomycetes; Boletales; Suillaceae
Exons: 7
Coding region: 184-816 (210 amino acids)
Source: RefSeq, a predicted model, not a curated record
AGGUGCGCUAUGCUGGAAUAGGAUCUGCUGUGAUAUAUAUCCUCGGCAAUGUUCCAACUAUCUCGAUAACAGAUGCAGUGAGCGUUGUCAUAUAUGAGGUAUAUAAUUGGACGAAUGACGUUGUAGAGGUAAUACUGGGCGGUGAGCUAUACGCCUCCGUGAUAUUGACUUGACUGAAACAUCAUGCAAGUCAUCAUAAUCGCUCGAUUACAUGCCAUGUAUCAGCGAUCCAGAAAGGUGCUGAUAUUUCUUGUUGUCAUCUUGCUGGCCAUCACAAUCGCCAACGCAGUGAUGAUUGCAAUAAUGACGAUACAUACUUCAGGGGAGGAAUUCGUUCUCUCCGGCACCCAUCAGUGCAUGAUUGACUACACGGGAAAUUACAUGUUUCUGGGUUCCACGACUUGGAUAGUUGGCACUGUAUGGGAGGUCCUUGUACUGUGUCUCGCAGUCUGGAUCGCUGUGAAACACUUCCGUGAACUACGACAAUACUCAACGAGUGGUAUAAUUGGGGACUGUUUCACGGUGUUAAUGCAAACCCACCUUAGUUACUUUGCAAGUUUUCUAGUCCUCUCUUGCUUCCGGAUCGGUUUCUUCUCUCCAACACUCCCAGUGAGCGUAUACUCCUCGGACACUCAGAUUUAUGAAGGUCUCGCUCAGAUAUUCCAGUUCGUGCAGAUGUUUGUGCUGGGACCACGCCUGAUCCUCAGUAUUCGAGAAUAUCACGCUGAGCUCGUGGCCAACUCUGAUACAGCAUCCGCUAUGGCUUCAAUUGCUUUCCAGGAGCGCGUCCAUGUGUCAACUAGCAGUAGUGUGUAGCGCAGUAGAUGCUCGAUGUGAUUGAUUUGCAAUGGGCGGGGAGUGUGCAGGGAGCGGGAGAAUCUGUUUUUAUUUAUUCCAGGUUUUGUCGUGG